Molecule: messenger RNA, 453 nt
Organism: Peromyscus californicus insignis
Lineage: Eukaryota; Metazoa; Chordata; Mammalia; Rodentia; Cricetidae
Product: lysozyme C-2-like
Exons: 4
Coding region: 7-453 (148 amino acids)
Biological process (GO): defense response to Gram-negative bacterium; defense response to Gram-positive bacterium
Molecular function (GO): lysozyme activity
Source: RefSeq, a predicted model, not a curated record
GUCAACAUGAAGGCUCUCCUCUCUCUGGGGCUCCUCCUGCUUUCUGUCACUGUCCAGGCCAAGGUCUAUGAACGCUGUGAGCUCGUCAGAACUCUGAAAAGCCAUGGAAUGGAUGGCUACUUGGGAAUCACCCUGGCCAACUGGGUGUGUUUGGCUCAGCAUGAGAGUGACUUUAACACACAAGCUACAAACUACAACAGUUGGGACCAAAGUACCGACUAUGGGAUAUUUCAGAUCAAUAGCCGAUACUGGUGUAAUGAUGGCAAAACCCCCAAUGCAGUGAAUGCCUGUGGGAUAUCCUGCAGCGUUUUGCUCCAGGAUGACAUCACUCAAGCCAUACAAUGUGCAAAGAGGGUUGUGAAGGAUCCACAAGGCAUUAGAGCAUGGGUGGCCUGGAGAAGCCACUGUCAAAACCAAGAUCUCACCCAGUACAUUCAAAACUGUGGGGUCUAA